Molecule: messenger RNA, 1727 nt
Organism: Cheilinus undulatus (humphead wrasse)
Lineage: Eukaryota; Metazoa; Chordata; Actinopteri; Labriformes; Labridae
Gene: rnaset2l
Product: ribonuclease T2, like
Exons: 9
Coding region: 294-1136 (280 amino acids)
Biological process (GO): RNA catabolic process
Cellular component (GO): extracellular region
Molecular function (GO): ribonuclease T2 activity; RNA binding
Source: RefSeq, a predicted model, not a curated record
CUGAAAUUUGAAGCGCUGGUAUUCUAAAUACUGUUUAUCCUUUAAAAUGCAUUGUUCCAUAGAGGCUGAGCAUGUUUAAUUUAUCUUUCACUGGUACUAAUGUGAAGUUUCAGUUCCCUCAGCUCCACAACUGUCCGGUGUGUCUGAGGUGUUUACUUCCUUAAAUCAGUUCUCAACAUUAAAGCUGAAGUAGCACCUGAAAUCUGAGUUAGACUUCUUGUUUUCUGAAGCUAUGAUGAAGUGAAGUUUAAACAGCAGCGGCAGCUCUCAGUUGGAUCAUUUAUUCAGAGGAGAUGUGGUGCUCAGCGCUGCCCCUGCUGGUCAGUCUCAGUGCUGCAGUUCUAUUCCUGCUGCACUUCCCUGACUACAUCAACACACAGGAAGUAGGAUGUGAGGACUACAAAUAUGGCCACCAAGGCCCAGAGGAACAUGGCAAAAAGCCUUUCUGCUCCUGGAAGUGUCUCGUGUUCACUCUGCAGUGGCCCGCAGGAUUCUGCCAGUCUUUGAACAACGAGACUCUCUGCAUGAUUCCUCCAAGCAUCAACAACUGGACCAUCCAUGGACUGUGGCCUCUCCGUGCAUGGAACUGCUGUAACUGCUGGCCCAUGUUUCAGUCAGACGUCCAGGAGCUGGAGGCGGAGCUUAAUGAGUACUGGCCGUCUUUACUGAAAAUAAAGUCGAGCUUCCACUUCUGGAAAAAUGAGUGGGAGAAACACGGAGCGUGUGUGGCCUGUGUCGAAGGACUGAACUCUCCUCUGAGAUAUUUUCAGAUCAGCCUCAAACUACGACAGCAGUUUGACAUCCAGAAGAUCCUGGAGACAGCUGGAGUCACUCCGUCCUGUGAACAAGCCUACAAGGUUUCUGAGGUGCAUCAAAUCCUGGCUCCACACCUGGGGGACAAACAUGAGAUCCAGUGUGUCACAGACCACAAGGACAGACAGGUGUGGUUCCAGGUGAAGAUCCCCCUGUCCCACAACCUCACCAUUGGAUGUGAUCACCCAGGAGAAACCAACAGAGAGCCAGCAUCCAAGUCUGAGCCCAGAAAGACCCCCUUUCCUGGACACCCGUGCUCUCCAGAUGAUCCUUUUUAUUACCUACCGAUAGACCAUGAGCGGCCUCAGAGACCCUGUGACUGACAGGACCAUGGCGAGAAAUCCUGCAGAUGCUUUAUGACCAGAAGUUGUGAUCUCUGUCCUUUUAUGUCUCUUAAUUUCCAAUCCCUGUGUUUUCAUAGCUUUUAUUACUAUUUUUGUUUUUUAUUAACGUUUUGUUUCGUUUUUAUAGUUUUUUUGUGUUCUUAUCAGCUUUUAUUUCUUUCCUCCUAAUAUUUUUAUUUUGUCCAAUGCUGAUCAAGUGGAAAGUGGACUGGUUCCAAGUUCUUGAAGACGUUUCGCCUCUUCUCCAAAAGGCUUCUUCAGUUCUGAGGGUGGCUGGGGAAGAGUAUAAAGCCUAGGCCAGGGGUGUCAAACUCAAUCACUGAAGGGGCUGGAUUCUGAAUUAAGGUCCAACCUGAGAGCCUAACGGGGUCCACAUUUAACCAAACUGUCAACCUCAUUUUCACCAGUGAUAAAUUAUGGGGGGGAAAAGUAGCACUGAUGAUAAAUGAUUUUUAGAUUUAAAAAUCAAAAUGAUUAGUUAAAAGGCUCAUAAUCUGAGAUAGAAAGUCAAAUUUAUUAGUUCCAAAGGUCCAAACACAAAAUUAUAUGUUAAAAUAAUGCUUUUAAAAG